This is a messenger RNA of Linum trigynum, 4742 nucleotides long. NCBI's taxonomy places the organism in Eukaryota, Viridiplantae, Streptophyta, Magnoliopsida, Malpighiales, Linaceae. The record is from the annotation of a GenBank genome assembly.
CUACACACACCUAAUCUCUAUUUUUUUUUUACCACAUCGGUUGAGCCAUCUUAGUGAUCAGAUAGCCAAAUCUCUAACAACUGGAUUCUCAAUAUUAUUUGGACACCUGUUAAUAGUGUAUUAACUAGUAUUUAAUGCAACAACAACAAAAUUAAUAGUAAAGGAAAGGGAAAUUUUAGAUGUCUCACCAAAAAACGAGAAAAAGGAAGAGGAAUUACUAGCGAUCUCGGGCAAAUUGCGUUUUGGGGGUUCCAGGCACCAAAACUUUCAUCUGAAUCGAUGCCCCCAGAUCCGGCAAUCCUCUCGUCCAAUUCGGUUAAUUCUCCCUCCUUUCUUCGAGUUAGUUUCUUUCCUUCCUCUGUCAAUCCACCGAGAGGAUCAAGCGGGAGAAAACAAUUACAUACUCUUCCUCUCUUCUCCUUCUCCUUCCUGAGUCUACCCUUUGAACCUCCGAUUGGCUGAGCUCGCCGGAGAUCGAUCCAAACCUCGGCUGCCCGUGGCACUUGUUGCGGUUUGUUUCCCUACAUUGUUAUUGUUGCUUCUGUUGUUGCUUUCUAGCUUCCAUUUCUUCUUGGUCUCAUGGGUUAGACCUAUUAUAUCAAUUGCAUGCUUCAGAUGAAUUGUUUCCCUUAACCAUCUGCAAUGUUCUUUGCCCAUAAGGUUGAUAUCUAUCCUUAGUGUAAAACCUGGGUUCUAGGUGUAUAAAGUUUGGUGCUUUCUAAAUGCUAUGCCUCUUCGUUCAGUGGGUUAUUGUUCAUGCUCCUUUGACAAAUUUGUUUCACUAGUAAAACCCAAUGCAGAAUGGAAUUGCUUGAAAAAAGGAGCAGCUUUAGUUUUUUAUUAUGGCAGAAUUUCCUGGGCUAGCUUUUAUCCUAGCAUUGAAUGGCUUUCUCAGUUCCACCAUUCCACUUCAAAGGAUGGACAAGCUCUACACUAGAGAAACAAUGGUUUUGUCGUUGCUAGUGGGAACACCGGGGAAACCAUGAAUGAUGGUUUCUUGUGUUGAUUAAAAUUGCUGGUGAACAACCCUUCUUAUUGAUGUGGGGAAACCUUCGACUAGACGACUGUAAAAUUGUAAUCGUUUGUCAAAUGUCAUUCUUGAACUUCGAUUUAGAUAAGACUAAAAGGAUUUCCCAAUUUUCAUACGUUGGACUUAUUAUGAUAUAGUGCUUCAGAAAAGUGAGAUAUGAUGCUCUAGCUUCCGGUUUCUCACAUUUUGCAUUGGCACAUUUGUAUGAGAGCAUUCUGUGCAACAGUGCCACUGUACUGAAGGCUCUUGGGUUUUAUCAUCCUUGCUUUACAGCAGUUAGAACAACAUGGUUCUUAUAUUUGCUUGUUGCCCUUUUCCUUUUUCAUUACAAAAGGUUUUCUAUGGUUUUAUAUCUCCUAGUUGAUAUGGCACAGCAGCAACUGCUUAUAUUGCUUGGAGUUGGGAUAUAAAUGUUGAGCUUGAAAUGUUCUCAGAUGGGGUCCGUCGAUGAUAAUGAGCUUGCUGGUAUAGAAGAUAUGGGCGAUGGGGAGGAUGACAGUGAUGAAGUUGUGUUGAAUGAUGCGGAACCUUCAUCAGGAAGUCAUACUAGGAGAAAGUGUUGCAGAAAUAGUGAUCUUGGGGAAAGUUCAGAGCCCAUUAAUACGAGGAAAGAGGGAGAAAGAUCCAUAAAAACAAUUUGUUUAAGUCGAAGUCUAAGAGCUUUGUUUGUUCAACUAUUAAUGAGGUCUGUGAUCAGUCUGUUGUUUCUAGGUUGCCUUGCUGAUUCGGGUCAGUCCUGUCCCAAAACUAGCUCCUUUAUUGGGUUUGAAUCCCAAUUCACCAUGGUGCAGCACCAGCUUCGUGGAGUGAUGACCAUAGUUGACGACUGCUCGUUUAGGGUUUCUGAAUUCGACAUGUUAUCAGGCCUGGAUGUUCACUGGUGGGGAGCCAGUGCUGCUGAUUUUGUCAACCUCACCAAGGGCUUUGUGGUCUCCAAUCAGAAGCUUAAUGAGACAUAUAAAAAUGCAUCUUUUGUUGUUAAGUUGAGCAAAAAUAUCACUUGGGAGAAGAUCCAAGUCCUUUCGGUGUGGGACAUUCCCACAGCCUCUGAUUUUGGACACAUUAUUCUGAAGAAUGAGUCCGCUCUAGCCUCCACAUUAAACCCUGUAUUCCCUACAAUGCCAUCUGAGAACAAUUCUAGUCAAGGUAAAGAGAAAGAUUGGAUCUUCACUACGCCAACAAUGUUUGAUAACUGCAAGGUACUGACUAAAGACUAUCGAGUAAGGUGGAGUCUGAGUGCCAAUAAGAAUUUCAUCGACAUAGGAUUGGAAUCAGCUAUGGGUAUUCAGAAUUAUAUGGCAUUUGGAUGGGCCAAUCAUAAGUCCAAUUCAGAAUUAAUGAUUGGUGCUGAUGUAGCUGUGGCUGGGUUCACUGAGGAAGGAUGGCCAUUUGCUGAUGAUUUUUUCAUUACAAAGUAUGGUGAAUGUACUGUAAACGAGGAUGGUUCAGCUGAUGGAGUUUGCCCUGAUACCAUAUUCGCAGGAUCAGACCCAGUCGGUUUGGUGAACAACACCCAGACCAUCUAUGGCCACAGGAAGGAUGGUGUGUCCUUUGUUAGGUACAGGAGGCCUUUGAUUCCUAUAGAUAAGAAGUAUGAUUUGCCCGUGAAUUAUACACAAAAGAUGAUCGUGAUCUGGGCUAUAGGUCUGAUGAGGCCGCCAGAUUCGUUUAGACCUUAUUACCUGCCUCAGAAUCAUGGAGGUCCAGAGGAUGUAACUUUUGGGCAUCUACUGCUUAAUGUAUCAGAGAAAGUGAAUGAUUGUGUUGGGCCAUUGGAUGCUGCAGACAAGGAGGAUCAGGAUUUGAUAAUUGCAGAUGGAAAUGUGCCUCUUGUUGUUACUUCUGGGCCUGCACUACACUAUCCUAAUCCGCCCAACCCAGCAAAGGUAUUUUACAUUAAUAAUAAGGAAGCUCCAGUUUUAAGAGUUGAGAGAGGUGUACCUGUAACUUUCUCUAUGGAAGCGGGACAUGACGUUGCAUUGUAUAUAACUUCAGACUUGCUUGGGGGGAAUGCCACUUUGAGAAACACCACUGAAACCAUCUAUGCAGGAGGGCCUGAAGCCGAGGGUGUUCCGGCUGAUCCAAUGGACUUAGUUUGGGCGCCAGAUAGGAAUACACCUGAUCAAGUAUACUAUCAAUCAUUGUAUCAGCAGAAAAUGGGAUGGAGGGUUCAGGUUGUUGAUGGGGGUCUAUCUGAUAUGUACAACAACAGUGUUUUCCUAGAUGAUCAGCAAGUAACCUUCUUUUGGACAAUGUCCGAUGAAAGCAUAUCGAUUGCAGCUCGAGGAGAGAAAAAAAGUGGUUAUGUUGCAAUAGGGUUUGGUGAUGGGAUGGUGAACAGCUUUGCUUAUGUUGGCUGGGUUGAUGAUGAAGGAAAAGGGCAUGUAAAAACAUAUUGGAUUGAUGGAAAGGAAGUGACGAGUGUGCAUGCUACGAAUGAGAAUUUGACUCAUGUUAGGUGCAAAUCUGAGAACGGGGUCAUUACCUUAGAGUUCACAAGGCCCUUGAACCCCACUUGUGUUGGCCAGGUAGAGUGCAACAACAUUAUCGAUCCCACUAGUCCUCUUAAGGUUGUGUGGGCACUGGGUGCUAGUUGGUCAGAUGAGCAUCUGAGUGAGGAGAACAUGCAUUCAGCAACAAGUCAAAGGCCCAUGCGUGUUUUACUCAUGGGUGGAUCAACAGAAGCAGAGCAAGAUAUUCGACCGGUGUUGGCUGUGCAUGGAUUCAUGAUGUUCCUUGCUUGGGGUAUUUUACUCCCUGGUGGUAUUCUUGCAGCUAGAUACUUGAAGCAGGUUAAGGGCGAUGGUUGGUACCGGAUUCAUGUCUACUUGCAGUACUCAGGCUUGGCCAUUGUCUUGCUCGGCUUUCUUUUUGCAGUAGCUGAACUUCACGGCCUGUAUGUGAGUUCAUUGCACGUUAAGGUUGGGCUAACUGCUAUAUCUUUGGCAUGCGCCCAACCGGUGAAUGCUUUAAUGAGGCCCAAAAGACCUGGUAAUGGAGACGUUACCAGGAAAAGGCUUAUGUGGGAAUACUUCCAUGCUAUAGUUGGAAGGUCUGCCAUCAUCUUCGGGAUCAUUGCGGUGUUCACAGGGAUGCAACAUUUGGGAGAUAGAUAUGGAGGGGAAAACGUUGGUGGUUAUAUUUGGGCAAUGAUAGCUUGGUUCCUGAUUGGAGGGUUGAUGCUAUUGUAUCUUGAAUAUAGAGCCCGGAAGAGAACGAGGGACAGAUUAUACGCGGGAAGAAGUAACUGGGUGCUGGGUCAUGUGGAAGAAGAUGAUUCCAUUGAUCUCCUGAACCCAACGAGGGCUGCUGCCAAAACGGGUUUGCAAGAGUCUGGAAGAAUGGAAGUCCAGUUAGAACCUUUGAAUAGAUAAAAUUCAGAUACCGUGUGGUAAAAAUCAUCAAUUUUGGUAUCGAGUCAUCAAUCAUCCUUCUCCUCCAAUCUGGUAAGUUUGCUUGGGAGCUUUACUCUCGAAACAUAUCUUCUAAUAAACCUCAGGCAUCCAUUCAGCGCAGGUUGCGUUUUGUAUACUUGAUACACCUGUGAACUGAAGCUGAUAGAUUAUAUAGGGUUUUCCCAUUCCUCAUAUCUUGAUAUAAAGAGCUGAAAUUUUGUUUAUUCACUUUGCUUGUACACUAACAUACUUGUUAGUCCUAUAGCAGCUUGUAACUUCUAUAUACAUGAUGAUUACAAUUAACAUGAUGAUGUUUG